ACCCGGCAGGAGCCUCCGCCGCCGCACGAGGCGCCCGCGCCGCGCCGCACGGUCCGCCUGGAGCUGGUGCUGAAGGACCCGACCGAGGAGGGCUGCGUGGAGUUCAGCUACCCCGAGCUGCUACUGUGCGGGGACCCGCGGAGAAAAUCUGCCCACUCAGAAGAUCUAUUUAAUGAUGAACAGCAUGAACGGCAUGAGGUGGAAAUGCUGGCCAAGAAGUUUGAGGCAAAAUAUGGUGGGAAGUCUCACAAGCAUCGGAAGGAUCGCCUGCAGGAUCUGAUCGAUAUAGGCUAUGGCUAUGAUGAAACAGACCCUUUCAUUGAUAAUUCUGAAGCUUAUGAUGAAUUGGUUCCUGCUUCUCUAACAACCAAAUAUGGAGGGUUUUACAUCAACACUGGGACGCUGCAGUUCCGUCAGGCAUCUGAUUCAGAGGAUGAAGACUUUGUAGAAGACAAAAAGCACAGGUCACCUAAAGUAUCCAAGCUAAAAGAAGGAGAGGACCAUGGGAUGAAGAAGCGCAAGAGGAAAGAGGAAGGGACAGAGAAGGAGAAAAAGCCUCGAAAAAUGAAAGUUCCUAAGCAGUUGGGAGUAAUAGCCUUGAAUUCACACAAGUCUGAGAAGAAGAAGAAGAAGUUGUACAAGGACUCGCUUUCUCUUGCUGCCAUGCUCCGGAAGUUCCAGAAGGAGAAGGAAGCCUUGAGGCAGAAAGAAUCCAAUCCAAAAACUCCAGUGACUGUUGCAACCUCCACCUCCAUCUCCGCGCCUAAUAAACCUCCUUCCUGCUCUGCCAGCACUGGAAAUGAUGUCUCUGACUUGAACCUCAGGGUCCCUGAUCCUGUCCUCUCCAUUUUUGGUAGCACAAGUGAGCGUGAGCUCUUGCAGGAAGCUGAAAGUGCUCUGGAGAUGUUGGGAGAUAUUGACUUUGACAAGCUGCUUGAUGGCGCCUCUGAUGGCAGCCCAGUGUCUGAGCUGUCAGGAGAAAAUGGAAAUGCCACUCAGCCAACCCAAACCUCUCAGGUCAUGACACCCAAGCAGGUGCCUGCCCUCCCAGAAGGUCUGCCUGUACUACUUGAAAAACGCAUUGGAGACCUUCGAAUAGCUGCCAAGUUGUUUGAUGAAGAAGGCAGGAAGAAAUUUUUCACACAGGACAUGAACAAUAUUCUGCUGGAUAUUGAGCUACAGUUACAGGAGAUAAAUCCUGCCAUCCGCAAUGGAGUGUACUCCCACCUUGAGGCUUUUGUGCCAUGCAAUAAGGACACACUGAUAAAGCGUCUGAAGAAGUUGCACCUCAAUGUCCAGGACGACCGUUUGAGGGAACCACUGCAAAAGCUGAAACUGGCUGUCAGCAAUGUCAUGCCUGAACAGUUAUGCAAAUACCAGGAAGACUGCCAGGCCCGCAGUCAAGCCAAAAAUGCGAAAUUGCUAGCAGAAGAUGAACGAGAGAAGAAUGGGUCAGAGGAAGAUGAUGAUGAGAAGCCAGGAAAGAGGAUUGUGGGGCCAAGAAAGAAAUUCCACUGGGAUGAUACCGUGAGAGCUUUGUUGUGUAACCUUGUCAAGAUCAAGCUGGGAUGUUACGAACUAGAGCCAAAUAGAAGUCAGUCUCCGGAGGAUUACCUCAAGACCUUUAUGGAAACAGAAGUGAAACCGCUCUGGCCUAAAGGCUGGAUGCAGGCUAGGAUGCUCUUUAAAGAAAGCCGAAGCGUUCACAAUCAUCUCACUUCUGCUCCGGCAAAGAAGAAGGUGAUUCUGGCACCUAAACCCAAAGUGAAGGACUCAAGUCCAAAGAAAGAGCAGAAAACCUGUGCAUCUUCAGUGACUUCAACUUGUGCUACAACAUUGAAUUCCAGCACGUCUGUCAGUACUCCAAACAGCUCUAUCUGUACACCAGCUCCAGAAACCAUUUGCCUGGAUGACUCACUGGAUGAAGACCUCUCUUUCCACCCACCCUCACUGGAUUCUAUUUCUGAUGCUUUGGCAGUUAUCAACAAUGGAGCAAAGGGCUCUCCUCUUGGGUCCGCUAUCGACACACCAACCUCAAGACCUCGCCCUGGGCUAAGGGAAGAAAAGCUAGCAAGCAUAAUGAGUAAGUUGCCUCUAGCAACCUCAAAGAAAGUAGAGUCAGCUCAGACUCCACAUUCAUCAAGUCUUAUUGCUGGUCACACGGGGCCAGUACCAAAGAAACCCCAAGAUUUGGUUCACACUGGCAUCUCUUCAGGCCUUAUUGCUGGAUCUUCAAUUCAAAACCCUAAGGUUUCCUUAGAGCCUUUGCCAGCCAAACUACUUCAGCAAGGACUACAGAGGUCAAGCCAGAUCCAAGCUGCUUCCUCUUCUUCACAGACCCAUAUUUCUUCUUCCUCCUCCAAGGCUCAAGCAGCUACUUCCACCCCCCCUCAGAGGCCCAAGGAUGCUGCUGUCCUAGUAUCUUCUUCAGAGGCCCAAGGUGGUUCUUCCUCAACGUUACAGGUGACAAAGGUGCACCAGCAUUCAGCUGUCCAACAGAAAUAUGUGUCUCCUCUACAAGCAACUAUUAGUAAAUCGCAGACCAACCCAGUGGUGAAAUUGAGUAACAAUCCCAAACUCUCCUGUUCAUCCCCAGUCAUGAAGACUCCAGAUAAGCCAGUAGUAUAUCGGCUUCCUUUGUCUAACCCCUCAUCUGGAAGCGGCUCUCAAGUAUCCCACCCACUGGUUUCUCGGACAACAUCCAGCACCUCUACCUCUACUAACUAUUUAGCCAAGGCUAUGGUAUCGCAGGUUUCUUCCCAGGGUUUCAAGCCUCCAUUCACCAUGGCUGCUUCUCCUAAACCUGCGGCCUCUCCCAAACCCACUUCGUCCAAACCCUCUGUGACGCCCAAGCCCACUGCAUCACCUAAAUUCUCAUCUAAAUCCACCUCAUCCCCCAGGCCCACAACAACACCCAGUUCUUCCAGUUCAAGUGCACUAGUAUCCCAGAGUAGUCACUCCAGCAACAGUCCCCUUCAUAAACAGACCAGCGGAGUAAAUAUCAGCAGGCAGUCUCCCACAAUGAACUUGUUGCCCUCUAGUCGCACCUCAGGCCUCCAACCUACAAAAAACCCUCAGGCCUCUUCAAAAUUGCCCAACUCUUCUCCCUCUGGAACUGUUGGCAAAAAUAACUUGAGUGGCGUCGGAAUGAAUGUACCUGCCAGCAGAGGCAGUAAUCUUAACUCAAGUGGAGCUAGUAGGACUAGUCUGUCUGGGGGAGCAGGAAGUGGAACACAGGGUGCUACUAAACAGUUGUCAACUCCACACAGACCAUCUUCUGCCUCAGGGUCUCCAGUUGUAGCAGCCACCGUGCAGUCAACAGCAGGAGCAUCAUUAUUGGCAAAUGCCUCACCUCUGACUCUCAUGACAUCACCACUGUCCGUAACCAAUCAGAAUGUGACGUCUGCACCAUUGACUCCUUUUGGGAUGCUGGGUGGCCUUGUUCCUGUGACCGUUCCCUUCCAGUUUCCCUUGGAGCUACUUGGCUUUGGGGCAGACACAGCUGGAGUGACAACCACCUCGGGAUCUACCUCAGCGGCUUUCCACCACAGCCUAACUCAGAAUUUAUUGAAGGGUUUACAGCCAGGUGCUCAGCAUGCAGCGACGCUGUCCCAUUCACCUCUGCCUGCUCACUUGCAGCAAACUUAUACAGAUGGAGGCCAAAGCAAAGGGGACACUAAACUACAGCGGAAAACCCAGUGACUUCUGGAUGAACAAGGGAGCUGAAGUAGUUCUGAUUGGCUGAUGGAAUUUGCCCAGUUGGGAAAGUGCUUACAUGGUCACAGGGCUGCUGUAUUUGUCAAUGUUUACAUACUCCGAUCCCAAGCACUGUGGUGAGAAGAAGAAAAAGAAAACAGUACUUGAUCAAAAAGAGAAGGAAAAGGAGGAUGGUCCUUCCUGGUCAUGCAGACUGGUCAUAGUUGGAUUUUUGCCGUAAAGAAACCAAUCUUUUUUUAUCCACUCUGAUUGGCUCUAAAAAAAAUGUUAGUUGUCAAACCCACAGCGGCACAAAGUUUACUUUCUGGGUAAUGUCCAGUGAUGAGGAAGCACAAGGGAAGCUGGAGUAGAUUUCUCCAUCCAGUUUUGGGGCUGGGGUCAUCCACUCAGCAAGAGCAGGAUGCUAGUAAGAGUAUGCAUCAGUCCUGAACAUACUGUAUGGCUGCAGACUAGAGGUGGUUUCUGCUUGGAUGGUCUGUGGAGUAAAUAAGAAACUUCCUUAUGGAUACAAACAAAGCUUCUGAUUUGAACGUUUGUCCAACAUUACCUCUUUGGAAGAGCGUAGCAAAUACAGGCUCUGAGUUUUGUGGGGCCUCUGCUAACGCAGUUUCAUUAAUCCCCAGACAACUCCCUUUCAAAGUGAUAUUCAUGGUAGAGAGGCAAGAGAAGAAUUAAGGGGGAUCCUAGUAAUCCCUGGGAUAUUUUAGCAUAGAAUAGAGUGUAUGUCGGGGUAGAAUAUAUCUCCUUACAGAAAAGGAAGAAAAAUGUUGUUCGUUUAGCUUGAGAGCUCUUCUCAGACCUUUUUUUGGAAGAUGGACACUCUGGUUUUCCACCCUUAUAAAUUUGCUUCACUUCUUCAAUUGGUUCCUUGAGCUUCUCUGCUAUUAUUAAAGUGAAGAAACACCCAGUUCUCAUCCUUUUUAAACCCAAGGUCAAUUCCUCAUCUUCUGGAUUUACUUCCUCUUUCAUACAAGUAUUCCCAAAAGCCACACACCACAGUAACCCAUCAGCUAAGGAGAGCUGGAUGUGACUUAUUUCAGAGACAAGUUAAUACUGCUUCAGGCAUUAGCCAAAGAGGAGUCGUUCAAAAGCGACCUCGGGUGCCUUCUCUUCCUGGGGCUGAAUGCAUUGUCUCUCCAGCAUUCCUAGCCCCUGCUGGCCUGGGGAGCUCAUGGCCUGAACUCUUUCCUGCUUGGUAACUCAGGAUUGCAAGGCUGGCUUUCCUUUUUGGAUAGCAAUAUCUUGGGUGGUUCAUUUGUACAUUUAGGAAAUAUUCAGCACAAAUUGCACUUUCAGCAGUAGGACAGAGGAGGUUCUUAGGUCAAAACUUUACUGUUGUGUCUUUUUUUUCUGUGAAAGGUAAGAUAAGCAUGGCAGGAAUUGGAGUAAAAAGGUUUUCAGGAUCACUGAAGCUAGAACAUCAGUCCCUGAUCUGAUGCCCUUUCUCUUUCAAACCUAAAAUGUCACUGUGACCAGAGAUACUGAAAUUUCUAGUCUGUUUUGUGCAUGCAUGCACACGCGCGCUCCCUCUCUCUCUCUCUCAUAGUUAUGAUCUGAGAUUGAACCUGUAAUUACUUAUUGCCUCACCUGCCCAGUACAGACUUUGGUCCCUGGAUAUUAAAUCUCUUGAUACUUUUUGCUAUACUAACUUUUAGUUUUCAAUUCCCUUUGACAUGCGUGAAUUAUUUUUCUUACAAAGACCAGACAACAUUUUUUCUACUUAGAUCUCACUUUAAUUUUAUAUAUAAAUAUAUAUAUAUAUAUAUAAACAAUAACUUAAAGUAAUAUAUUGUGUAUAUAGUAUAAAAGGAAUGUUGGGUUGAGCCCAAUGAUAAAUGUUUUUGCACAAAACUUUUGUGAAAAAUAGCCUGAAUCCUCCUAGUCAGAUGAAAAUUCUCCAGAGUAUAGAAUACCAUAAAUUAUUCAGAAGGUACUAUACAAGUUGUGCUUUUUGUUUUAUCUUUUUCCCCAGAAGGGGAUAAAGAAAGAAGACAUUUUCAAGCCAGAAAUUUUUUGAUGAGGUAUUAACUCUGAGUUGUCUAAUAUAUCACAUACUUUUUAAUAAUGCAUGUAGCAGGGGAAUUGCAGUGGACAACUAUCAUACAGCAAUAUGUGGAAACAACCACCCUACCCCAAAAGAGCUCUACCCUCUUCUGUAGUUCCUUCAUCAUGGUGUCUCAUUUAAAUUGCUGUCCUUCACUUUUGCAUUCUGACAUGAGAUUCUAGAUCUGAUAAAAGGUACACAGUUGGAAGUCCUAGAGUUUGAAGGCUUUUAUCCUAACAGCACAGAUGGUGACAGCACAAAUUUCCUUUGCCCCACCUCAAGUGUGCCUCAUCUUUAAUCAGGAGGGUUAUCUCUUGAGUGUAAAAGGUAAUUUAGUUUCCAUGGGCCAUUCAGUUUUAGUCCUGUUAGCAGUCUUGACAAGGAAGAACACGGGUUAGCGUGAGUUAUAGACUUGGGCAGUAUGAUGGGAAACAAUAUGGAGAUUACAAACUUUCUUCCUAUAGUCUAUUGAAACUACACCCAGAGGAUAACUAUUUUCAUUCACUACCAGCCUGGAUUACUUUGGAACCAGUAAAGUAUUCUCCACUUGCUUAACCCAGCAAAGCCAGGUCAAAAAGUAACUCUUGAGUGAUUCCCAGGAUCUUUGCAGAAAGAGGGGGAGCAUGAGCAGGAUGGAAAGUGAAGGAUAUUUGUGACAUCCUGAUGCAAAAUUAGGUAACACCCGUCCUGCAGCAUCUUGUUUAAGCUGUUUUUUUUCCCAAGAGUCUUACUACUUUUUAAGGGCCUUUGAUAAUAUAUAUAUAUAUAAUGUAAACUGUUGUAUGUAUUAAAUAACCCUCAGUAUUCACAAGCAAUAAGAAAGCCAGUAGAGCUGUCUUUCUGGGCAGCAGGGCUGAACUUUGGUUUGGGGGCUGAAUGUGAGCUGAUGUCAAGUUCACUCAGCCUCAAACAGAUGCAAGCAAUAAUUUCAAACACAGGUUUUAGAAGUUAACUCCCUUUGGGUAAUGCCUUCUGCUACAUGAUCCAAAGCCCCAAUAGACAUAGCAAUUUUAAAUCCUCUUCGAGAUUUGAAAAGUAUAGAAAGGAGCCAGGCUAGAUGAAGCACAGGCUGCAAGACUUCUGAUCAAUUUGGAUCAUUAUAGCAGUGUUCUCUCCCCCAGAAGGAUGUUGAUGGCCUAAAUCAUUAUUUCAUCCAGCAUUUUAGCUCAAGAAGAUUAAUGAAUAUUGUUGAGUAACCAAGUCACAGGUGUGGAUGCUGUGGGUUUAACAUCUGUUUUCAGCUAAUCAGAAGUGACUUCUAAUUAUCAGAGUUCUGCUUCCUGUCUGAAUCCAGUCAAAGCUGUCAUAUUUUGGGUGGGGCCAGGCACCUGGGCCUUGUUCCCCUCAACCACUCCAGCCACCUGACCCUUCCUCCACCUUCUUCUCCACUUGGUCCGAGAUGAGGACAUGAAAGCAGAGAAAUCCUGCAACUCUCCCAAGCUGCCAUCAAUUGUGUGAACCAUAACCCUCUGGGGGUCACCUUUUAGGACUCCAACUAACUUUACCACAUUUGCUGCUACAUUCAUAAAAUGAACUUUUGGCUGUAUUUAUUAGCAUUUUAAUCUAGUUUACAGUUCUUUUUUUGGAAUAGGUUUUGCCCAUGGGUGGAUUAGAAAUGGGGUGGUGCUUUCUGGGUUUUGGGGUUUUGUUUUUUUUUGCUUUGAGUGCAUUGUUUAAGGCACAGUGGUCCCUUUUUUAUUAUUUUUGGUUGUGAACUUUUUUUGGGAAUGGAAUUGCAGGAAAAAGCAAAACCUGUAGUCAAGCUAAGCUCUGGAAGGUUUCCACCCAGGUCUCCAGUUCCUGGCUUUGUACUUAGGUGGGGUCAGAAUAGGGACACUUGCUGUUUCUGUUAAAUGAACCAGAAGGUAAAAGCAGUAGGUAAAUGACUGGCUAAUUAACACUUUAUGCAACUUUAAUUUUGUAGAAGCUUGUAAAAAAAGUUGGUAGGUUCUGAUUGGUCCUAGCUCUGGUGAAAUGGCUGUUACCCCUCCAAGAGUUACUUGAUUCAGGCCUUUGUCCUUUGUUUAAGUGCCUUUUCUUUAUUUUAUUACCUUCCUCUUCCCCCCCCCCCCAACUCUCCCUCCUUUAAACUGUUCUCAGAGAUCCUAAAGUGCUGAGGAGGCAUUUGGGAGGAAAAAAAAUCUUAAACUUGCCAAGAUGACUUUAUGCUGUUAAACUAUUUUCCCUUUUGUAUAAAGUGUGUAACGUGUAUGUAAUGUUACAGCUGCUGUACCAUGGCAUUCAUUCUGUAUGUUCCCUGAUGCACACAACAGCAUUCUUAAGAAUCCUGUUUUUUCCACUCUGUUCUCUACUGGCUUUAUGACACAUCUUACUUAUGGAAAGUGAAAAUUUGCACCUGAAUGACAGUAUAGCAUGUGUGAGAGAGAGAGAGAGAAAAGAGGUGGUUAGAAGGAAAGGGACUUGAUAUGUUUCCCUCUGAAGAUGUAAAUUUUGAAUCUUGCGUGGGUCAUGAGUUAAGUUUAUUUGAUGGUUCCAAUCUGCCUACAUGUAAAUAUUAAACCACCUCACACACUCACCAUUUGGCACACUUUCCCACAAUUGAUGGCCCUUUUAAAUAGAAUAGACUUGGCUAAAAUAGGUUGCAGUAAUCCUGAAUUGAGCUGUAUUGCAGGAGAGAGACCUCUUAUGGCGUUACUCGCAUCUGCCCUGCUCUAGGUAUUGCUAGGAAUCUUGCUUGAAUUCACCAAAGUUGUUACAACUUCCCAUACAAUAGUUUAUAAAGAGGGGUUUCCUUAUCAAAGUAAAACCUUGCUAUAAUCCAUAAAUUGCCUACAUGUGUCAAAAUGUUUUCUCUCCAACUUUCAGCGAAGAGCUAGAGUUAGAUCUCCAUUAAGAGCUUUUCUUUAUCAAAAGAAUGACAGUACGCUAAGAGCAGCAUAAAAUAGUAUCUUGACGGUGGUGAUCAAAUUAAAUAUUUCUAUGCUUAUUUAGCUAUUAUGUAAUUGGCAAAACUAACAUAUGCAAGGGGGUGUGUAAGGAUUUACUGCAAGUUUGAAAAGUUGUACCAUACUCUGGAAAUAAUUAAACAAAUUUGUCUAGUUUCCAUAUUUAUAAAAAUUUUUUCUAAGAAGUCUGAUUGAAAAGUUGUCUAACAUUGACUACAACCCCAAGAUGCCCAAUAUCAGCAUGAUUAAUAUAUAGUGAUUCUGUGAGGUGCUUUUACUGGGUAGUGCCUUCAUCUUGUUCUGGUUCCAGUGUGGGAAGACAUCUUCUCUUCUAGAAACCAGAUCAGGAAUUGAAUAGAGCUGGUCUCCCAAAUCCUAGAACAAAGAGCAAUACAGCAGAUGGUCUCAUCAGAAGAAAUACCAGUUUCCUUGUCAGAGGAAACUUAAGUUUAACUGAACUGAAAGUCUGUUUGUUUUUUUUUGUAAUAUGUUUUUAAUAAAAAUGUCUAUCUAAAUCAGUGAUCACUGCCAGCACAAAGCAGCCCUGUAGUUGGCUUACUCUGCCACUGAAAGAUCAGCCUGCUUUUGUGCCAUAAACCUUAAGGUUUUCUUUCUGCAAUUCCUCACUUCUGUAACAGUCUUUUAGAACCAAUGGUAGCUGAAGUAACAUAGAAAAGGUCCUGGAGUUGCUCUAAGUUGCACUGAAAAAAACAGCCUGUCUUGCAGCUGCCCCAGAGUUCAGGGGACCACACAAACAUGCUCUACAGUAGUGUUUAUACCCUCCACACUAGUUCUGUGUUGGCUCUUGGCUGUAGCCAGGCAUCAAAAUCUGUACUUUAGUGUCCAGCUAAUAAGUAUAAAGCUAUAGAGCAACUCAUUAGAAAAGGGGAUUUUUAAAAGUGUUCUAUGUUUCUAGAAUGGAAAUUCAGUCCCAUUUUCCCUUACCACCACCACCACCACAAGCAUGUUGAGCAGUAAGCUAAUCGUAAGUUUCUAAUCUUAGUGAAAGAAUCCAAAACAAAUAGUGUAUACUAUCUUUCAAAUAACUUCUGACAGCAUUCAGUACUGAGGGCUUUUGACUCUGUGAUAUGUGCAGGCAUAUUCCAAAAGCAACCUUGGAUGGGUAUUCCUAACUGCCCCAUGCCCAAAAAAAGGUGCAAGAAGGGAAGGACUGUUAACCAAACAAAAUAACUUGGAAGGUACCACCAAGCUGAGUCAAACCCAGCAGCUGGUGAGACACCAAGAGCUUCUUUGGGACUGAUUUAGUUUCCACCAAUUGGGGGGGAAAAGGAAUUUGUUUCUCAGCUUUUUCCAGAUAAGGCCUUAGUUCAAUUAGUAGUCAUUAAUAUCAACUAUGCAGAUAUAAGUAUUCUUCUAAGUUCCAGUAUUAUGUACACUGCUGUCCCUGCUGUCCCAUUAACAAAUGUUAAACGUUUACCCAAAGAAAUGUGGCAUAAUAUUUUUUGAGGUCUGUACUAAAAAGGUUGGGUUUUUGUUUGUUUUUUUUUCAACAUGAAGAAUGAACUUUUGUAUUUUAAAAGGAGGGGGAAAAAGAAACCCUUUCACUGGUACAAAGCCUAAUGUCAAAAUUAUCGUGAAAAGUGCUUUAGGAGGGUGACUAAAAUCUCCUAUUCAUUGAUGGCAGGUUUGAUCCUGAGAGCUUUUUAGAUAGGUGCAUGAUAUUCAGCUCUGCAGAACUGGACCAAGAAGCCACAGCAGUGCACGUCUAACAUACCAGUUACAUUGGGGGUUGGGGGAAUAAAUGUCCUUGCAACUGAAACAGGUUCAAGAAAGUCCAAUGUCCAAUUUGAUGACUGUUUUUAACCAAGCAAUCUUAGCUAAUGGGUGGCUGGAUCUCCAUAAGUGGCAUCUUCCCUGAAUAAAAGAUGAACAGUGAUCCCUGUUUCUCUCUCAUCAGCUCCUGUGUUGUACUUGUUACAGCAGAACAGUUUGGCUCGGAGUCAACUGCUACAGCAAGCAUGUUUUAAAGUUAGUAUUUCUAGUUUGCUAUAGCAAGCAGUGCAGUUAUGUUGCAUAUGUUCUCAAGAUUUUAUGCUGGGUUUAGAUAGGAGCUGUUUUUAAAAUACUUUGGGCUCUUGGUUUAAAAUAGCAAGCUACAUUACUCCUGUCCCCUUUCAAAAAGUCUCCGGAGAAAUGUUGUAUUUUAGCAGUUGAAUUAGUCUCCCCCCCCCCAAGGGUGAUGUUUAGAAUGCAUUUCAUGGAUUCACCCUUUGAAUGCUGGCAUUUUCUAGGCCACUAAUCAAGCAGAUUCCUACUUUAGGAGGGCAUCUGUAUAAUUUUAUAACUUGCGUAGAAAGAUAAAAAGCACUGUGCUAAAACUCUUCCUUGUAAACAGACAUUUGGGCCCCUUUACCACUGCCUAGUGAAGGGAUUUGCUCCGACAACAGAGCUUCCAAUCUUAAAAGCUGCUUUUACAUCCAUUUGCAACAAGUCCUCCCAGUGAAAGGGUUUAAGCAGAAGUAUCCAUUGUAUUUGUUGUCACAAUAAAAUGCACAUUUUUCCAAUUUUGGAAAGUUAACCAGCUGAAUUGUAGCUAGCUUACUGGUUCUCUUGAGAAUGGAGGAAGCACUAUAAAGUGAGGGACUUAAGGGGCCUUUUCAUGGUUGCUUCCUGCCUGUUGGUGUCAAGUUUUAAAUGAAAAAUUGGCAAAGUGCUUAUUUUGUCUCUAACUUAAAUUCCUAAACCAAAACUGAACCAAUACUCAGAUCCUGCGUAGUCCUCCUUAAUGUCAAGAAAGGGAAUGUCCAAUUCCUAUGAGGUGGCAAAUGUGCUAAAAUAAGUUACUUUUUUUUUUCUAAUUUUUUAUUUUCAUUUUGCCUAGCAAGAAUUCAUAGGAGGUCACCUUGUUCCUUUGUUACCUGCAUAUUUAAGAACAUGGCGAAGAACCCUUGACUUAGUGACCUGGAGAAAAUCCAAACAGCCAUGUGCUCACUUGAUCUCUCCAGACUACUCCACUGUAUAAUGUUCCCCGUGUGACAAGCAUAUACAGCUGCUCUCAAGGGGAGGGACCUGGAUAACCAAAUACAGCUACUUUUUGGUAACUAGCACAAAUUACUUUGGCUUGGGUUUUUAGGGAGCUGUAUUCCACUAACUUGAAGGGAUACUGUAUUUUAAACAAGUGACUUUUUUGAUUGGUUUUUCUCUCCUUAUAAAACUGGACCUGAAUUACAAGUUUUGAUUUUUUUCUUCAUUUUGUAAUAAUCUCAGGACCUGAAAGAUUGUAGCAUUUAGUGUGUCUUAAAAAUGAUGUACUGUACCAGCCAUGGAUUUUGUAAAUACACCCACCUCCCUCUUUGUAUUUUAGUUUAUUUUAAAGCAUACGGCUCUUUGCCAGAGGAACUGGUGCCUGGUUAACUUCCAUUGUGAACUAAAGUAAGAAAAUGAGGGAGCUGCUGCCACAAAAGCUUGCACCAUAUAUUGAACAUAUGCACCAUAUACUGUUGUGACACUUUUUUUUUAAUAGAGGCUAGCCAUUUUACUGGAAAGUCUGUGUCCCAUGUCCCUGUUGCCCUCUCCCCUCCCCGCCGCAUUCCCAGACAUGGCUGACAAAGUUCUAUCCACCAGGGAGACUCCUGAUGUAAAGCUGGAGAGCUUUAAUGCUUGAUGUCUUCACUUCUUUCCAAAUAUUCAGGUUGACUGUCCUGCACUUUGCACACCAGGUCUGGUUCUGGACAAAUCCAUGUAUCUGACAUUCUGCAAGAAUACCUGAAAAAAAUUGUUUAAUUACUCUUUAUCAGAAUUUCAUUGAUCAAAAAAAGAUAGAGCAGAGAUAUGCAGAAGUUCAUUCUCAUAGAUCUUUGUGGAUUUACUGUACUGACCUUGCAAGAUUUCAGGAAAGGUGUGUGUUUGUUUUCAUUUUUCUUCCCUCCCUUCCCUCCCCCCCAUAUUUUAAUAAAUGGGGUGCAAAGAUUUUCUGGCAACAGACUUGCUCUGAGAUUCCAAGUGUAACUAGCAGACCUGUGUUCUACAGUAGGAGCCUUAUUCAGUUCAGCGUAGACAUUUCCUGUUCUUAAUUGUGACAGGACUCUUUCAUGAGUGUACUUUUUCUUUUUGUAUGUGUUCUGUGUCUGUGCUGUAUUAAAUAAAGAGGAAUGUACAUAUUA
Messenger RNA from Gavialis gangeticus (Gharial), 12791 nucleotides. It is a transcript of the gene UBN2, whose product is annotated as ubinuclein 2. The transcript is spliced from 17 exons. Lineage: Eukaryota; Metazoa; Chordata; Crocodylia; Gavialidae. Gene Ontology annotation, cellular component: nucleus. The annotation marks the transcript as partial. The record is from RefSeq and is a predicted model, not a curated record.